GUCCUUCUCCAUCUCCACUAGAAACCGCAAAACUGAAGCCCCCCCACCCCCACUCCCACUCCCACUCACGCUCUCCUCCUUCUAAAAGCCUUCUCGGUGCUCCGCUUCAACAAGCGGAGUAAGAAAGCCAUGGCAUCUGCUCCGCCGUCAUCGUCGCUCCUCAUUCUCCUUAUUCUAGCUUUCGCUGCAUUGGUUUGUGAAUCUAGGCUGAGUGCCGACUACUACGUCAAAUCCUGCCCCAGAUUCAACCAGAUCAUGCAAGACACCAUCACUAACAAGCAGAUCACCAGCCCCACCACCGCCGCCGGUACUCUCCGCGUCUUCUUCCAUGACUGCUUUAAUGAUGGCUGCGACGCUUCCGUUCUCCUCUCUUCCACCUCCUCCAACUCCGCCGAGCGAGACGCGGAGAUCAACCUCUCCCUACCCGGUGACGCCUUUGACCUCAUUGUACGAGCCAAGACCGCUCUUGAGUUUGCAUGUCCCAACACCGUCUCUUGUGCCGACAUCCUCGCGGUUGCCACUCGGGACCUUCUCACUAUGCUUGGGGGACCUCACUACACCGUCUACCUUGGCCGGAAAGACAGCAGGAUUUCAAAAUCUUCCCUCGCCGAAAGCAAUCUCCCUCGACCCACAAUGCCCAUGUCCCAAUUAAUCGACAUUUUCACUAAACGAGGUUUCACUAUUCAAGAAAUGGUGGCACUGAGCGGCGCCCACACCGUGGGUUUCUCCCACUGCAAAGAGUUCAGCUUCAACAUUAGAAACGACACCCAUUAUAAUCCGAGAUUCGCACAGGCAUUGCAGCAAGCCUGCUCCGGUUACCCUCAAAACCCAACAUUGUCAGUCUUCAACGACAUUAUGACUCCAAACAAAUUCGACAAUUUAUACUUCCAGAAUCUUCCUAAGGGGUUAGGGGUCUUGGAGUCUGAUCACUCCCUGUACAAUGACCCGAGGACGAGGCCAUUCGUAGAAUUGUAUGCAAAGGAUCAGAACAAGUUCUUUCAGGAUUUUGCCAAAGCUAUGCAGAAGCUUAGUCUAUAUGGGAUUAAGACUGGCAGGAAAGGGGAGAUUAGGCGCAGGUGUGAUGCCGUUAAUUAAUUGAUGAUUACAUUUUAUUCUUUCUGGGUUUUGAGGAUCCUCUCUUGAUAUUAUUGAACACCUGUUUUGUCUGUUCCAACUGCGAUUUUAUCAAGCUCAGUUAUAUACAUAGUUAUUCAUUCUGUGCACUGAGUUUCAAUCCUUUUGCUCUUAUUCAGUCCAUUUAGUUCCUGAUUUGCCUGGAGAUUUUGUGAGAUGGUUUGAUGAGUAAGACUGAUUUUUAAGGGUUUUCUGUAGUUUAAUUACAGAAUUUUUCAUGGAGGAAUGUGUUUGUUCAUUUCUGUGAUUUGGUUUUCAAUCUUUGCACUGUUUCAGUGCUUAUAAUCCCUGAUUUUACUUGAUAAAUCUUGUUGAGUAGUUGAUGAAGUUUUUGAUUAUUGGGGGAUUUUGCAUAGUGUAAUUACAGAUUUGUCAAAGGUGAAUGUGUUUGCGGAGACGCGAGAAGAUGAUUUUGAAUUGUAUUGCAUUAAACAAUGCUGAAAGCAAGGGGAAAGCUCUAUUGAUAUUUGGAAUUCAUGAUCAUGUAUUGUUUAUUUGUUUAAGCCCUUUGAGCUGCGUUUUCAUGUUUGCUCAAGGAAUAGUUUAGUCCUUGUCUUUGAAAUGCUAAUGAGGCAGCAUAUUUUAUACCAC
This is a messenger RNA of Rubroshorea leprosula, 1725 nucleotides long. The record is from the annotation of a GenBank genome assembly. NCBI's taxonomy places the organism in Eukaryota, Viridiplantae, Streptophyta, Magnoliopsida, Malvales, Dipterocarpaceae.